Frieseomelitta varia is the source of this 1569-nucleotide messenger RNA. RefSeq lists its product as uncharacterized. The transcript is spliced from 4 exons. The coding region runs from base 608 to 1504 and encodes 298 amino acids. NCBI's taxonomy places the organism in Eukaryota, Metazoa, Arthropoda, Insecta, Hymenoptera, Apidae. The record is from RefSeq and is a predicted model, not a curated record.
AUGAAAAAGAGGUAGAGGGGAAAGAGAAAGAGAGGAACAACGUUUCACUUAGCUAUUUCAUUACCUUCACUCGAUACUUGGCCGCAGUGCAAACAGAGCCAUCACCUGUAUAACACGUGCUCAAUUGUUUUGAAAUUCACGUGCAAAUGAUGAUCGAUAAAUUAUUUGAUAGAUCUAGUAUGCUAGAAAAUGUGCGAUCCAGUGACAUUUAGUUAUCACGAGUGAUAAUCAAUUAUUUCGUUAAUAUAGUUUCAAUUUACAACGAAACAACGUUGAUGUCGAUCACUGUAUCUCGGAGUAACGUGCACCAGUUUUUAGAUAGCUGCAAACAACCGCAGCUAUACCUACAAGAUUGAGUGAUCCACGUAGAUCGUAUUCGCAUUAACCUAUUUCACUAUUCUACUUCAGGCAGACUCCACGUGGACUCUUACGUUCACCGAGUAUAACCGAGUACGUUCACCAGGGCAACGAAUGCACUUGCACUUUUUAAAAGAACCUGUUUCCACUGUAACACGAACCUACAUCGAAAGAACCACACCCACUAAGAACUCGGACCAUAAAUCUCUUUGGAAAGGAGGACUUUUCCGUUAUUCUGCUAUGUGAAUAAAUGUUAGUGGCAAUAAAUUACUACACGGCAACGGUAUUCGUUGUACUUAUACAGCGAUCAUUGUCAGCAAUGGUUCUUCCAAGGCCACCUUCUUCACCAAAUUACAUCCAACACCAUGAUCGAAAAGGAAAUGAACAAAACUUCUACGAGGGAAAAUCUCUACAAAACUUUUUACAAAAUUCCGGGAUAGAAAGAGCAAAUACCAACGAUUACAGUCUUGUGGAGAUUGAACUUCAAAGCCCAGAUGAAAUGGAUGCGACCAACCUUCAAAAUAUCAUACACGCAAUGCUGAAACAAUCCGAACAAGUUCGCAAUGAAAGUUAUCCAAAUCCAGAAGUGAUACCUCGCUCAGUUUUCGGUGUGAGAGACGUUGGCGUAAGUCCAAGUUUUAAAGCAAACACAGUUGACGAAGACAGACACGUUCUAAUAGGUCCAUCGAAAUUUCAAGCUGUUGAUGAGAAGCUUUACUAUUUAAAGAACAACAGACCAAAGGUUUAUGUAAACUUACGAGGCCACAGUGGUUCUUUUCGAAAAGACGCAAUCUCGAAAACGACUUCUAGUAACGACUUUAUAGAAUUUCUUAGAGCGACGCAUCCUCUGCAAAAGCAAACUGACUGGAAAUUUCAUCACGACAAGAUUAAUGCGAAACGUAAAUAUCGAAAAUAUAACUCAAAGAACGACACUAAGAAGUUUAAUAAAGUAACUAUAAUUUAUGGUUUAGAUGACCUAUCCACUACUGAGAAUUCUAUUGUUACUUCGAGCGAGUUACCGAAACAAAUACCUCCUCCACCAUCUAAAUUUCCAAAUAAAAUAUUAAUGACACAGACUACGCCUGUUCAAAGAUAUGCCUUAAAAAGAACAAAUAUAUUACCAAGAUACAGGUUUUCGAACGUUUGAUGAUAUAUCAAAUAUAUGAUUAUUUAUUUGGAAUAUAAUGUAAAAAUAUUUUAAGUUUACUUUCU